ACUCGACGAGAGCAAUCAUCCUAUAUUGGUAACACAAAGUCUCUCCCGCGAACGAUGGCCUGUCGCUGGGGGUGGGCAGCACCGCCUGAGUGAACAUGAAGCCCCAUCCAUCCCAAGCUGUCCGUCUAUCAUGGGAGGAUGGAGCAGCUGCACCUAUCCUGGGCUGUAUAAAGAUAUAAAAACCCGGCCGCAUAGAGCACCUAUUUGUUGCCGAUCGACCAGCAGCCCCCCGUAAUAUCUCAGUACUUAACACUACGGCCGAGGCUACCGCAUCGUUGCCAUAUUGCUGUUGUAAUUGUCAUUGAUGUUUAUAUUACUAUUUUUAUUCCCGCCCUUCGUAAGAACUGAGCCACUCGAGCGUUCUCCCCCAUGCCUUCUUCGAAACCUAAGCCGUCCGAGGUCGCCGCGGAGACGAAGCGACAUUACAUACCGUCCAUCAAGAACGAAUAUGCGCACCAAUGGCCGACACACUCGUACUUAUUCCAGCAGCCGCUCCAGCAGAUUCCAUUGCAGAGCUCCGUCAGCGGGUUCGCCCCGUCGCCUCCGGAAUUCUACAUCUGUUCGGGGGAUCCCGUCGACUUUACUAUUAACUGGAAGGAGAAGGUGAACAUCCGGAUACCGUUCAUAUGCGCCGCAAAUGACAAGAGGGCCGGCGGGGACUGGGAAACUGGAGUAGUGGGGUACGAAGAGCGCUUGUGCAGGCGCAGCACCCUCUCGGCUACCUUGAGCACGCCCGGCCCAGGGUCCGAGGUCCAGAGCAACUACCCCAUCCCAUCCGAGGGCGGCAUAUACUCGGAGUUUGUCGUCGUCUUCCGCGGGCCGCACGACCAGUACAAGAAGCUCGACCAGUGGUACGACCUGCCGGUCAUCUCCAUGCCGGCGGCGCGGUGGCCGAAGCUGAGCCACGGCGGCUCCAAGUACGCGUUCCCGCUCGAGCGCGAGAUGGUCAAGAACAAGCUACGCGCGGCCCUGCGGAUCUGCGUGUACUACGAUCACCGGACCGUCGUCAUCGGCGACUUCGGCCUCGGCAACGGCCACCGCAACCCACCGCGCGAGCUCGCCGAGCUCUGGCGAGAGGUCUUCCUCUACGACCCAGACACCCGCGGCCGCUUCGACCACGUCGCGUUUGUCUUCGAGGACCAGUACCAGAGCACAGCGAAGCUCAUCCUCGACGACAUCGCCAAGAAGAGUAAAGGUGGCAGCUCUAAGGGGAGCAAGUCUUCUUCUUCGUCGUCGAAGCCCUUCGCCUCCGGCUCCUCGAGCUCGAGCGCCGGCGGUAGCGGCCCGGUCCCUAGCGACUUCGAGAUCUUCUCCGCCGUCUUCGACCCCAGCGAGAUUCAAAAUGUCCUCGGCCGGCCGGAUCCUAGGUACGGCAUUUCUAUGCUUACGUCAUGAAUGGAUGGAAUGGCCAGGGGAGGGUUGCCGGGGUUGUCAGGGAAGAGACGUGAGAGCGUUGUCGUACGCGAUUACACGACAUGAAGUGCCAUACGAACAUGGGGCCAAACUAAAAACCCAGUGAUUCGGCCCUCUUUCAGAGGCUAGCUACAUGGAACGAGACUAACAUAAUUUUUCUUUUGUCCAACUUACAAAGAAGACGUCCCUUCU
This is a messenger RNA of Durotheca rogersii, 1605 nucleotides long. RefSeq lists its product as uncharacterized. Lineage: Eukaryota; Fungi; Ascomycota; Sordariomycetes; Xylariales; Xylariaceae. The record is from RefSeq and is a predicted model, not a curated record. Bases 370 to 1395 code for a protein of 341 amino acids. The transcript has 3 exons.